GAUUUAGCCAGAUUUUUAAUGGAGUUUGGUUUGUCGCAUGCCCACAUGAAAUCUGAGCCAAUUGCAACCAUGUGUGCUUCUAAUCCUGGAUUAACUGGCACAUAAACCUUACUGCGGUUGUAGAUCAGGCGUCAGAAGGAGUAAGAACAGCGGUAUUUGAGACGUAGUAAAAUCAUUAGCUGCGACUAUUACAAUGGGCAUUUCUAGACCAGCAGUUGUUCUCCAGUUGGAUAUUAUAUUAAUGCUUAUUAUUGGCCUUCAGUUCGUCUCAUCCCGUGAUAUCUUCACGUUUCUAAGAAUGGGGAACUUUACAUCGGCCACAUCUCUGUCCAGUACAUCCUGUGCACAGUAUGUUCAGGAGGUGGUAUCACAGAACUGUGUCGUGAUAUUUUCCAAGACCACUUGUCCUUAUUGCAAAAUGGCCAAGAAUGUGUUCAAUGAAAUUGGUGCGACGUACAAAGUGAUUGAACUGGAUGAGCACAAUGACGGGAGGAGACUGCAAGAGGCCUUAGCUCAGAUGACGGGAGCCAGAACGGUCCCCAGAGUCUUCAUUAAUGGAAACUGCAUCGGGGGUGGCUCGGAUACCAAACAGCUCCAUCAGCAGGGAAAGUUGCUGCCCCUGAUUGAACAGUGCACUACCUGCUGUGCUGGGACCAGCGCCGACGGCUCGGGCAGCGGACAGUUCGCGUCUGCUAAAUGACUAACCGUUCUUGUAGUGUUUUUUAAUCCUGUAUUUAUUAAAUCUUUGCUCGACCUAGUGCUACAAGUCUUACACUGCUUGAGCACGACGAUGUUAUUUAUUUAUCAAAGUGCAUUGGAUACUUGAUGUUAGGCUAUAUACAUUUUCAUCCAGGGAUGUACAGUAUUAUUGUUAUUAAAGCUGCCGUCUUUAACCAAAACCUGUGAAUAGUGGAAAUACCUCUCAUCUGCAUGGAUGUUUUAUUGAAGAUUGAUACAGUCAUCAAAAAGCAUGGUCACUCCAAACAUCAAGCACCAUCGAGCUGUGAACAUCAUUCAUCCGUGAAGUACUGACAGUCUGACUCAAUACUCAUCUUCUCUGAGUUUAGUUGAGGUCAUUCUUCAUGUCUUGUUAAAUUGAAAGAAUUACAGAUUUUUGUGAUUGAUGAUCAGCACAUUUAUUUGAACAAUGCAUAAAAAAGAGAAAUGUUAGUUAUUUGCAUAGACUGUAAAAUCUAUGAUAUAAUCAUUUUGUAUUUUUUUUUACAUGCUUGUGGAAACAUUUUCUAUGUCAACGCAUCUGGGAUUUUAGCAAGGACUGUUUGUCUCUUAAUUUCUUUUAUAUUAGAUAAAUGGUUAGUGUAUGAACAGCCUAGUGAAACACGGUAUUGGUCAUUGUUAUGAAUAUGAAGAGUAAUGGGCGUAUGUAUAACGGCUGAUUUUAAAUGUUUUCUUUAUGCCUUGAAUGUGUAUUUAUCAUAAUUAAUAAAUAUGAAUGAAAAUCCA
This is a messenger RNA of Epinephelus fuscoguttatus (brown-marbled grouper), 1464 nucleotides long. RefSeq names its product glutaredoxin 2 (gene glrx2). The record is from RefSeq and is a predicted model, not a curated record. Lineage: Eukaryota; Metazoa; Chordata; Actinopteri; Perciformes; Serranidae. The coding region runs from base 194 to 700 and encodes 168 amino acids. The transcript has 4 exons.